AUGAAAUCAAAUUCUCAGGUCGAUCGAAGUAAACACUUUUUCGAUGCAGCUGAAGAAACACUGGCACCAAUUAUUCCUAUAAGUGGCUACAUGAAUGGACCACUUCUUCCAUUACAAGAAGCUGUACGAAAAUGCUUUCGUGGUUCUGGUCGUUACGAUCAAGCUGUUCAAGAAGUAUUAAAACUACCAGAAAACUUAAUCGGGAAUCUCACAAGAAACGAAGCAGCCGCCAUUCGUCUGUAUACACUGGAGACCGAUCCCCGCUUUUAUACAAAGCUAAACACAAUGCUUCGCCUUGAAGAUAGGAAUCAAAUUAAACCUUAUUUUUCAUAUUUAAAACUGAUGAUGAAGGGUCUAUCUAAAUUACCACCAAUUCGUAGUACGAUUUGGAGAGUCGUUUCAGAAGAUCUGCAUGAAAAAUACACAAUAGGUAAAAAGAUUACUUGGUGGGCAUUUAGUUCAUGUACGUCUUCAGUUGAUAUUUUCAACAUUCCUAAGAAUGCCAGCUGGGCACCAAAACCUAUUAUCGUAGCUGGAGGUGAAGAAGAAGGUAACUCAGAAAAACAUCUCCAUGGUCCUGCCGGCUUAUGCAUCGACUGCGAUGGAAACAUUUUAGUCGCUGACUUUUAUAACCAUCGUAUUGUAGAAUGGAAACCUCAUAGUACAAGUGGCACAGUUGUAGCUGGAGGUAAUGGCCAAGGAAAUGGCCCGAAGCAGCUGCGGAACACUUCAGAUGUCAUUUUCGACGCAGAAACAGAUAGUCUGAUAAUUUGUGACUUGGGCAACAGACGAGUCGUUCAAUGGCGUCGUCAGAAUAAUAGUGAUGAAAAAACAUUAAUUGAAAAUAUCAGUAGUUCUGGAUUGGUCAUGGACUAUCAGCGAUGUCUCUAUGUCACUGAUCUCGACAAACACGCCGUGAGACGUUUUGAAUUGAAAAACAAAGAUAACCAGCUAGUAGUAGCAAAUAAUGAGGGCACAAUAGUGGCAGGUGGUAAUGGAAUGGGAAAUCAACUAAAUCAAUUCAACAAGCCGACAUGCGUAUGGGUCGAUCGAGAUCUGAAUGUUUAUAUAUCUGAUAGAAAUAAUCAUCGUGUGAUGAAAUGGAAGAAGCAUGCAGAAGUAGGCGAAGUCGUGGCAGGAGACCAAACAUGUGGAACACAUCUUUCACAAUUAAAUGGUCCUAGAGGAGUAUUAGUCGAUUCUUUUGGUACAUUGUAUGUAGCAGAUUAUAACAAUAAUAGAGUAAUGCGUUGGUGUAAUGAAAAUUCAUCUGUAUCAGUGAUUGCGGGCGGCUGUGACUCCAGUACACGAAUCAAUCAUGUGAAUGUGCCAUUGGCUUUAUCAUUCGAUAAACAUGGAAAUUUCUACGUAUCGGAUUCAAAGAAGUAUCAAAUACUACGAUUCUCAAUCAAAGGUACUGUCUGGUCUCUCAUUGAUUAA
This is a messenger RNA of Rotaria sp. Silwood2, 1440 nucleotides long. The record is from the annotation of a GenBank genome assembly. Lineage: Eukaryota; Metazoa; Rotifera; Eurotatoria; Philodinida; Philodinidae.